Diospyros lotus (date-plum) is the source of this 3103-nucleotide messenger RNA. RefSeq names its product agamous-like MADS-box protein AGL30. The record is from RefSeq and is a predicted model, not a curated record. The transcript is spliced from 10 exons. Gene Ontology annotation, molecular function: RNA polymerase II cis-regulatory region sequence-specific DNA binding; protein dimerization activity; DNA-binding transcription factor activity, RNA polymerase II-specific. Gene Ontology annotation, biological process: positive regulation of transcription by RNA polymerase II. Lineage: Eukaryota; Viridiplantae; Streptophyta; Magnoliopsida; Ericales; Ebenaceae. The coding region runs from base 500 to 1777 and encodes 425 amino acids.
UUAGCCUCCUCCUUGCCAUCAUGGGGAUUCAGCCGCUUCAUUUUCUUCUCCUCCUCCUAAAUUAAGGGAUUUCCCUAUGCUUUAAUCAUAACUAUUCUAUUUAUCUAUCUGGGUCCUGUUGGUUUCUCUCUAUUUAUAUUGGGCUGUACUAAUUGCAAGAAUUAAAUUAGAUCAGGGUCAAAUUUGAAUUUGGCUUGUAUCUCUUCAAGAUAUUAUGAGGCUUAUUUUUUCUCUCUUGUAUAAGCUGAUUGCUUGUACAACUCUCUCCGAUGAAUAUAUAAUGCAUUCAAAGCAAUACAAAAUUUAUUGUUUAGAGUCUCUGUUUCUUCUUCUAACGCUAAUAACGCACACUCUGCUUGAUUUACCGUGUUUAUACCCCAUUCUGAUGACUGCACAGAAGUUUGAAAACCAGUUCAACGAUUCUCCAUGUCUUGAUGACAACUUGCAGAUACCGAAUGUUUUCUGUAAUACACUACUAAGUUAAGGCUUUCCGGUGAAAAUGCAGAUGGGGCGGGUCAAGUUGAAGAUAAAGAGGUUGGAGAGUAGUUCUAGCCGUCUUACAACCUAUUCGAAACGGAAGAAUGGGCUGAUCAAGAAGGCCAGUGAAUUGUCAGUGUUGUGUGAUGUUGAUGUUAUCCUUAUCAUGUUCUCGCCAUCAGGCAAGCCUGUGCUUUGGAAGGGAAAGAACAGUAGCAUUGAAGGAAUUCUUGAAAGGUUUGCUCAGUUAACACCACAUGAAAGAGCAAAAAGGAAGUUAGAGAGCUUUGACGCCUUGAAAAGAUCCUACAGCAAAUCGGAUCAUACAGUUACAGUAGAAGAUUUCUUUGGUCCAAGUUAUCAAACAAUUGGGGAUUUGACUGUUCAAGCAAAUAUGUUGCGAACUCAAGUUUCUGUAAUCCAGAAGAGGCUCAGUGAUUGGAAUAACCUCGAGAAGACCGACAGUUUAGAGCUUUUGAAGCAAAUGGAAGAUUAUAUCAGGGGAUUGGUUGGUCAAAUUCAAACACAGAAGGAAAAUAUUGGAAAGCAAAAGUCCUUGGCAUUAGGGAACAUUUGUAAUCAGUACCAAAAUGGGAUGCACCUAUCCUCGAGUUUGGGUCUGGAGCAACAGGUCCAACAUUUUUCAUGGAUCCAGAAUGAUGAUAGUCAACACAUGAUCUCACAGAUCAAACCAAGUGUGUGGGAAACAGAACUGUCUGGAGGUAACUCCUUUGGGAACUCUUCUGGUUACAUUGGCACGGUUGAAAAGGCAGAUAUCUCUAGCAGUGGCAUCCUGUGUGACUUGCUCAGAACUGAAUCUUCGAAGAAUGAGUCAAUUGGCUCAAAAACUCAAACUUUCAGGAAUGAGGUAAAAACAGAAUCCUUGAGGAAUGAGAUGAUGAAAACCGAGUUUUUGAUAAAUGAGUUGAUAAGAAGUGAAUGUGUGAGGAAUGAGUUAACACGGGCUGAGUCUUCGAGGCUACAACUGUAUGCGCAAUGUACUUACCCACACCCACAGAAUAUCUUCCCUGACAGCAAAUUCCAACCAGCACAGGAUACCAACCUGCCACAAAGUAAUCACAACUAUUGUACUGAAGGUAAAUCCGAACCUCCUAAUUUUGGGUACAAUUCAACCAGCCUUUGCGACUGGGCAUCUUCAUCUGGACCUUCUGUCACUGCAUUUUUUGACCAGCGUCUCUACCUACAGGCAAGUGUCUUCCAUUUGUUUUUGAUUUAUCUUCAUGCACCUGAUAUACUUGCUCCAGGAUCACCCCUGUAUAAUGUAGUUAAAACAUUUUGAUAGGUUUAUGAAGAAUUACAUUAGGCUAAGGAUGACACGGGACAAAGUUAAUUCUGUGAAUUAUAAUAUGUGUAUAUAUGUUAGUCUAUGCUUAUUUGGUUGUGCUUCUGAUCAGGAAACCCUUUUACUAAGGGUCCAGUUCAUUUUAUUUAUAUUUUAAAUUUUUUAUUUCGUUUUCUCUUUAAAAAAAAAAAGAAAAGAAAAGAGAGGAAAAUAUCAUUUUGUGUGUUCCCUUCUAUUGAUUUAAGUUCUAGGGACUAAUCAGGCACAACCCUUUCAUUAAUCCAUUCUCUAGUGACUGACCAUGACCAUAUCCAUUUUUGUGGAGGAUUGGUAUUUUUGUCAAUAUAAAAGAAUUUGGGUAAAUGGCACCCCUAUAGUUUAAUGAAAAUAUAAGCAACACCUAUGUUUAAUGAAAAUAUAGCCGUUAGUUAACUGCUAUAAGUCUAAAAAUGCCCCCCCCCCCCCCCCCCCCCCCCCCUCUCUGGUUUAGGAAUGGCCUAACUAGAUGGGGGGUUUGUGGGGGAUUGAGAUAAGAUAGUCGAUUUACUCAACUUUUAAAGGGCACAUAAAGUCCUUGUUAUUUCUGAAAAUAAAUGCACAAUGUCUAUUUUCUAUUUUUUAACAAUAAAUGACAGCGAACACAAAGUAAAUAAAAAUGAAUACAUAAAAACUGAAGACAAGAAUGAGACUACUGGUCCUAAAACCUGAGCUUGCCGAAUUGAUUUGGGAGAUAUUGUUCUCCAAUGCUAAAGGUCCCCCCCCCCCCCCCCCCCCCCCCCACGAAGCUAGCUAUCAGCAUAUGGAUACAUUUCUAUGAUUUGUCUCAACAGACUUGACAUAAUGGUUUCCCUUGUGGUGGUAUCUAUUGGGCAAUUAAUUUGCUUAUUUGCCUGUUUCCUCUCAGUAACAUUAUCGACCGGAUCGUCGUCUUGUAGCUGACAAGCUCAGUCCCUGACAUGCCAAGUCGAAGCUGCUCGUCUACCCCUAUCGUCAAAUCUUGUCGACGGUUUCUCAGCGAUGGCAGGAGGUUGGUUGUCUUUGAGACUUGUAGAGCCGACACAAGAACUGCUAUCCUAAGUCGAUUGUGCUGGCGGAAUGGUGCUGAUCCACCAGGUGAGGGAGGCACCACCAUUUCUGUGAGGCAGCGGCAUCUCUGUGUACAACAUUUUGAGUAAUCACUCUCUUUUUGGUCUUCUGUUGUUUAUAGCUUAGCUUUUACAUUCCAUUCCAGACAAUUUUGCCAGUGUUUUUUUUUGUCUUCUUUUAUCUGUCUUGUGUUCAGUUCAAAGUUAAACACAGGAAAGAUUUACUUGCUUCAAACAA